GGUGAGGGUUUGGGUUGCAGGGAUUUUCAGGUAAGAGUAAAAUAACUGGCGGAAUGCUGGCUUGGUCUGGUCAGCGAGCGCUUCUACAGCAUCCUUUCCCGGUGCAGAGUCUCUCUCUCCUCGCUGUUGCAGUGUUCGUAUGAAUGAUCAGGGUUUGGAGUUUGCUAGGGUUUAGCUGUAGGGAGUUUCUGUCGCUGUUUCGAAGUUGCCCUUUACAGUUCGCAUGUAUGGUUGAAGAGUGAAGCGUGAGAGUUCAACAAGGCGAAGAAGGGUUUCUCUAGGCCUUUGCCGGCGGAAAUGAGCGCGUCCAGGUUCAUCAAGUGUGUCACCGUCGGCGAUGGCGCUGUUGGUAAAACUUGCAUGCUUAUCUCCUACACCAGCAACACUUUCCCCACGGAUUACGUGCCAACAGUGUUUGACAAUUUUAGCGCAAAUGUGGUUGUGGAUGGGAGCACCGUUAAUCUGGGUUUGUGGGAUACUGCAGGCCAGGAGGAUUACAACAGAUUGAGACCUUUGAGCUAUCGUGGGGCGGAUGUUUUUUUGCUGGCAUUUUCCCUCAUCAGCAAAGCCAGUUAUGAAAAUGUUGCCAAGAAAUGGAUUCCUGAAUUAAGGCAUUAUGCUCCUGGCAUCCCAAUCAUUCUUGUUGGGACGAAACUUGAUCUUCGGGACGAUAAGCAAUUUUUUAUGGACCAUCCUGGUGCUGUACCUAUUACAACCGUGCAGGGGGAGGAGCUGAGGAAGGCAAUUGGAGCUCCUGCUUACAUUGAAUGCAGUUCAAAAACGCAACAGAAUGUAAAGGCUGUAUUUGAUGCGGCCAUUAAGGUGGUUCUCCAGCCACCAAAGCAGAAGAAGAGAAAGAAGAAGAAGGGACAAAAGGCCUGCUCGAUAUUGUGAUCAAGCAUAUAGGCUGUGGCAGAAAACGAUUGACUCAGCUAGCCCAUCUGUGCAAGUAGCGUCUACCUCUUUUCUUCUCAUUCCACCUUGGGUAAGCAGUAGGCUUUGGCUUGUAGUCUCUAACCGAUUGUACUGCCAAGCUCAUAUAACAUAACAGGUGGUUCGUUCGUGGCUUUCACAGUUGUGUUGUGAGUUGUAUAUCAGUGAUUGUGCUUGAUAUUGUGUUUCUUUGGGUCUAGAUUGGUAUUGUUGUAUUGACCAGAUCCCAGGUAGACUACAUCAAUGGAAAUGCCAAAACCCUGCCAUUUUCCUCAGUGGACUUGGUUAUAUAUAUGUUUUUGUAACUUGCUUUGUUAUGUUGACAAGCAGCUUGGCAGCAUGUCUAAUGUUACGUUGCAUUAUGUAAGAUGCUGCAUACAGCCUACUGUCCUGGAACUGUGAAAUUAUUUUGUAGGAAACAAAUACUCUGUUCCUUGUAGUUCUCGUACUUUUUUCAUGUUGCUGAAAUUUCUUGUAGUCAUGUUUCUUUAUAUAAUAUAUGUUAUAUCAUUAAGAAGGAA
Molecule: messenger RNA, 1454 nt
Organism: Malania oleifera
Lineage: Eukaryota; Viridiplantae; Streptophyta; Magnoliopsida; Santalales; Ximeniaceae
Product: rac-like GTP-binding protein 5
Exons: 8
Coding region: 298-894 (198 amino acids)
Biological process (GO): small GTPase-mediated signal transduction; actin filament organization; cortical cytoskeleton organization
Cellular component (GO): cytoplasmic vesicle; plasma membrane; cell projection
Molecular function (GO): GTP binding; protein kinase binding; GTPase activity
Source: RefSeq, a predicted model, not a curated record